AUGUCCCGAUGCUUGAAGGAGAAACUUGAAGAACUCGAGAAAGACAACAAGAAGCUUUCGGGGCUCUUCAAGGGGGUUAAGAAGCGACUGCAUGAGUUCCUCGAGAACAAUCUGAGGCUCUAUGAUCGACAGUUCCAUCCUCCGGCCGCUUUCGAACGCAAGACGAAGAAGCAGGCAUUGGUAGUAACUGCCCAGGACCUCAUCAAGCUCGGAUGUUUCGAAUCUCCGUCGGUAUUGGGACACGCCAUCGUGGCUGAUCUCGAUGAGAGAGAAGAGCCGGAUGUCAAAGAACGCGAGGACCUGUUUUCGGUCGGUUUUCUGGGACUCACCGAACUCCGCAACCAAAUCUACGACCACUUCGCCAUGUAA
This is a messenger RNA of Mytilinidion resinicola, 369 nucleotides long. RefSeq lists its product as uncharacterized. Bases 1 to 369 code for a protein of 122 amino acids. The transcript is spliced from 3 exons. The record is from RefSeq and is a predicted model, not a curated record. Lineage: Eukaryota; Fungi; Ascomycota; Dothideomycetes; Mytilinidiales; Mytilinidiaceae.